AGGGGAGUCAGGGAGAGGGGCAGGGAGGUAGGAAGCGGGCUGAAAAAGAGAGGUGGAGAUCAGAGAGAGAGAGAGCGGAAUGGACACAGAGAGACAGAGAGAGAGGCUAGUAGCCAGCGUUAUGAUAAGUGUUUACUGCACUGUUCUGAGAGCCAAUGAUCUGCUCUUGUGUGAGUCAUGGAGAUUAUUUAGACUGGUGACAGCGUGCAGCACAGAGCAUCGGCAGAACUCCCUCACGCUCCUCACACUGACAACAGGAGACGUACAGCAGGCAGAUGCGUGACUGUUUGAUCUGUGAAAAAGCGGCCAGCGGGUCACACAUAUUGGCACAAAGGAGAAGCUGACAAACCCAUUCACUUCCCUGUGAAGACCCCAGAAUCUCUGGAAUGAGGCAUGCAAAACUUGUGAUUUUUGAAAACACCAAGUGGCUGAGCUGUAGGAGCCAAGAGUUGAUGGACAGUCGGAAGAGCGAAUUAAAUGGUAGGUGGGACAUCCCAGCUUCAAGUGGUUUCAGAUUUCACAUACUACUUCACACAGGUACAGAAAAAUGACUGUGACUGUGUCCGUGGGAACCAGGGCUUUUGCUCAAUGCAAGCCAUUUCAAUCUACAUGUCGAUUUUUAAGCGAAAAUGAUGGUCGGAACCGGUACCAGAAAGGACACCUUAUAUCUAAGAGGUUUUAAUUAAAAGAAUCCUGUGGCUACAUACAUAUUGGCCAGCAAAUCUCAGCUGCAUUUCCAGCUCCUCAUACCUGUGUGCAUGUCUGAUGGAUAUAUCCAUAUCAUUUGGAAGAAGUACCAUCUUCCUUCCCUAUUUCCUCUUCUUUGUUGUUUCAAUAGUCAUUGUUAUUAGUGACGUUAUGAAUGUUUUCCCCGAGACACAAUAAAACAAACUGAAAUGUCCACUAACACCCAUGACCCAGAUAAUCGAUUUCUCUUUCCUCCAGAUGAGCUCUGACAGCCCCACACAAACAAGAGGAGCGAAAGAGCAGGCCAGGCCAGGCUCAGUGCCCAUCAUCACUCAUCCUGAACACCAGGCAAUAAUCCUCCAUGCAUUUCCAAUCUGAGACAGAAUGAAACAAGUGACUGUCACCAUCAUGAGGCUGGUGUGGAAGUCCCUGGACAAGAUGAGGUGUUUCCGUAAACGCUCCACCAUCCCCUUCCUGGGGGUCCUGAUCACCUGUCUCCUCUUCUUCAAUCUCUACAUGGAGGAUGGAUACAUGAUGGAGGCGGGUAAAAGACCGCUGAGAGAGACAUCAAUUCAUCCUUCGAACACUGAGAGAUAUGUUCACACCUUCAGAGACCUCACUAAUUUCUCUGGAACCAUAAACGUCACUUAUCGUUACCUCGCUGGGAACCCACUACCCCGAAAGAAAUAUCUAACCAUUGGAUUGUCAUCCGUGAAAAGAAAAAGAGGGAAUUACCUCAUGGAGACGAUCAAAUCUAUUUUUGACCAGUCCAGUUAUGAGGAGCUGAAAGAGAUUGUGGUGGUGGUCCACCUGGCAGACUUUGACCUGGCCUGGUGUGAAAACCUGGUGCAGGACAUCUCCAGGAAGUUUGCCCACCACAUCAUCGCUGGGCAUCUCCUGGUGAUCCAUGCCCCUGAGGAGUACUACCCAUCACUGGAUGGGCUGAAAAGGAACUACAAUGACCCAGAGGACAGGGUACGAUUCCGCUCCAAGCAGAACGUGGACUACGCCUUUCUCCUCAACUUCUGCACCAACCUCUCUGAUUUCUACAUGAUGUUGGAGGAUGAUGUGCGCUGCUCACGGAACUUUCUGACAUCCCUGAAGAAGGUGGUCACCUCCAGGGAAGGCUCCUACUGGGUGAUGCUGGAGUUCUCCAAGCUUGGCUACAUAGGGAAGCUCUACCACUCAAGAGACCUGCCACGCCUGGCUCACUUCCUGCUCAUGUUCUACCAGGAGAUGCCCUGUGACUGGCUCCUCAUUCACUUCCGGGACCUGCUUGCCCAGAAAGACGUGAUCCGCUUCAAGCCCUCCUUGUUCCAGCACAUGGGCUACUAUUCCUCAUAUAAAGGGGCAGAGAACAAGUUGAAGGAUGAUGACUUUGAAGAAGACUCCAUUGACAUCCCUGACAACCCUCCUGCUAGCUUAUACACAAACAUUCAUGUAUUUGAAAACUAUGAUGCCACCAAGGCUUAUAGCAGUGUGGACGAAUACUUUUGGGGGAAACACCCCUCUACCGGAGACUUCUUUGUCAUUAUCUUACACGAACCAACUCAAAUCAGCAAGAUAAAAAUCAUGACAGGAACGUACGAUCGUCAGAACGAUAUCCUGCACCAUGGAGCUCUGGAAGUAGGAGAGAAGCUGGUGGGGACAAAGAGAGGAAGGCAGUGUUCUUCCUACAUCACGUUAGGGGACUUUAAAUAUGGCAACAUUGAGGUUCAUGACGUGGACCACAAGAUUGCCUUUGACAUUGAGUGUGUUCGUAUUGUGGUGACUGCCAGUCAGAAAGAAUGGCUGAUCAUUAGGACUAUAAGUCUGUGGACUACACCUCCCAGUCAAUGGUACACCGAGGGACCAUACCGUUUAGACUAAAGUUUUUUAUUAAUGUGCCUAUUAAUUUAUAUUGAUUAUAUGUUGGAUGCUCUAUGGUUUAUUUUAUUAUCCAUUAUAUUUGACAUACAGUACAUUUUUGAGGAUUUGAAAGUUAUUUGGGUUGUCAACGUUGUAUUUUUGUUAUAAAAUAAAAUGCAGACAAAUGUG
Molecule: messenger RNA, 2724 nt
Organism: Salvelinus fontinalis (brook trout)
Lineage: Eukaryota; Metazoa; Chordata; Actinopteri; Salmoniformes; Salmonidae
Product: alpha-1,3-mannosyl-glycoprotein 4-beta-N-acetylglucosaminyltransferase C-like
Exons: 7
Coding region: 1072-2556 (494 amino acids)
Biological process (GO): protein N-linked glycosylation
Molecular function (GO): acetylglucosaminyltransferase activity
Source: RefSeq, a predicted model, not a curated record